UAAAUUAUAACAAUAAUAUGGAGAUUCCUGGGUUUAGAUUCUAUCCAACAGAGGAAGAACUGGUUGUGUUCUAUCUCCCAAACAAGAUUGAACGAACGAGAGAAGAGGUUAUGGACAAGGUUAUACCUGAGCUCAACAUAUACGACUACAGUCCUUGGGAUCUCCCACAAUAUUCAGGAGUUCUGUGCCGAGGAGAUCCGGAGCAAUGCUUCUUCUUCAUACCGAGGCAAGAGAGCGAAGCCCGGGGAGGGAGACCGAGCCGGCUGACAGAGGGCGGAUACUGGAAGGCGACCGGAUCUCCGAGUUUCGUCUUCUCUUCGAACAAUCAGACAAUCGGCUUGAAACGGACGAUGGUUUUCUACACCGGAAGAGCCCCAAACGGGGUAAAAACACAGUGGAAGAUCAACGAGUACAAGGCUACUCAAGGAGAUCAACCCUCUUCAAUUUCUUCAACUGGUGCAAGUGCUAGUACUAGUACCACUACUCCUAUGUUAAGACAAGAAUUUAGCCUUUGCCGAGUGUACAAGAAAACAAAAUGCUUGAGAGCAUUUGACAGGAGGCCUGCUGGAAUGGAAAUCACAAUUAGCAAUAAUCCCGCAAUUAAUCUUCAGUACGAUCGCCCAGAGGAGCCUUCGACGUUAUCUCAUCAGGCCCCUCCUCCGGCUGCAGCGGAGAGAGGAGGCUCACACGAUGACAGUUCCUCCUCGGGAGGAGGAGGAGGAGGAGGCGACGGUGGCUACCAGCCCUCGCAAACUGGAGAAAAUGAUUACUUGAACUUUCCAAUGGAUACUGAUGAGAGUCAGGCUUUGUGGGACUGGGAUCAUUUCUUCUAAUUAAUUAGGAGAUAACCAAAUUAAUGGUAUAAGAAGAAAAUAACAAGAUCUUAAUGAUCAGCUCAAAAUAUGUAGGGGAAUUUUGCCUGCUUUAAUUAAAAGGCUGUGCAUAUAACUACCCAAAGAGCUUUUAACUAAUUAGUUACAAUAUUGUAUAAGAGCUAUCUAAUAAGGCUAGCUCUUGCUACUAGAUAUAAUGAAGAACUCCAUGAUUGGACUUAAUUGUUAUCUUAUAUAUAUGCAGCCUAGGAUUGUACUGAUCACCCGUUAAAAAUAAUGUCAUGUAUGAAGUACUUUAUAUAUAUGCAGCCUAGGAUUGUAUUGAUCACCCUUUAAAAAUAAUGUUGUGUAUGAAGUAUCAA
Morus notabilis is the source of this 1195-nucleotide messenger RNA. Its product is annotated as NAC domain-containing protein 90. Gene Ontology annotation, biological process: regulation of DNA-templated transcription. The record is from RefSeq and is a predicted model, not a curated record. The coding region runs from base 18 to 833 and encodes 271 amino acids. Gene Ontology annotation, molecular function: DNA binding. The transcript is spliced from 3 exons. Lineage: Eukaryota; Viridiplantae; Streptophyta; Magnoliopsida; Rosales; Moraceae.